AUGAUGCUCUACAACAUAAUAUCAUCCUUGCAGUGGUGGUGUAUUUUUAUACUCUACACGCAACACGCGUCCGAAUGUGCAUCGUUCUUCUCAAAUGCAGAACCUGCUGGCAUUAGCGCAGCCGGAUUGCUACCGUCGCUGUGUGGCGACAGUAGCGAGUCCAGUGAGCAGUACGUGAGCGAUAAAGGAGCGGCUUCGAGCGUGGUGCUCAGUUUGCGCCCGGAACACGGCCGAGGCUCGCCGUCGUCCUGCAAGCGCCAGUUCCGGGCACCGGAUGCGUACAGCUUUUUCGUGCGUUUGCAGCGUGUUCCCGGCAACGCCGGAUCGCGGGGCGCACCGAGCAGAAAGUAUAGCAACAGCAAGUCCAGCAACACCACCGAUAGCUGCUCCCUUACGAUUUCGCAAUCGGCCAACGGUGAGGUGUUGCCCUCGUGGCGCCUCGAUCCGUGCGCACUGGAAGCGUCGGGUGCCGGCGACGAUCAGAUGCGCCUGCUGCAGGGCAAGCUGAACAUCGUAUGGAACCACGACGGUAAUGCGCCCAACUAUCGGCUGCAGAUCACGGUGGUCGGUCAGGGGACCGUGUGCUUGGAGAAGGAAAAACAUUCCUGCCUAGAUUACGUCGGCAUGCCGCUGCUCUGCGUUGCCCGCGAACUGAUAUGCGAUGGAGUGCCAAACUGUCCGCCCCUCGGAAGCGACGUGAGCGAUGAGAACGAAAUGAUGUGCGCCAAACACCGACUCGAAGAAUACUCGGCAAACCCUGUCCAAUCGGUGUUCCGGAAGUACAUACAAAAUACACUAAAGUCGUUCUUCGGUGGUGAACCCGAUGAGUUGCCAUCAGGUGAAGUGGCGGAUUCGUUGAGCGACCAAUUCGCGGUACGUUUUCCACCGCAACCAACAUCAUCGUCAUCGCCAUCGCAGCCAGCAGCUGCCACAAGCACCACCGAGACCACAGUGCCUGCGAAAAAGCACCGCAACUCGCUGACCGGGCUCUCCAAGUACGGUCCGUGGGGCUAUCUGUUCCUGGGCAUGCUGAUAUGCGGCGGUGCGUUGCUAAUUUGCGGUUUAUGGGAAUGUUGCUGUCGAUCGCACAAACCCGAACACAGUCCGGAUGAUUCGUUGCCCGACGCCGUCCCUUCGUUUCUGCAAACAUCACCUUCGCCCACCGACGCCAACGGACGCAUUAUGACACAAACCGGUCCCAUUCCAAGCCUCAAUCUACCUCACUACGGUGAACUCGAUCCACCGCCCGCUUACUCGGUGCUGUUUCCAAACCAAAAACCCUCCGACGACGGCACCGAAAGUGAGCGACCGACAGUGGUGACCUCCUCCGAGGAACCGACGAUGCUGACGGUGGCUGACGGCCAUUCCGGCACCGUCGGUAGCAAUAUUAGCAGUAACAGCAAUGUAACUUCCGAUUCCCGAGACGAUGGGGCACUGGAGACAGCUUCACCACAGCAGCAAACCGAACCAUCGGUACCACAUUCGUCCUCAUCCCAGGCCUAGCAUACGCAGCGUGCGGAACCGUGAGGUGGCAUAAAUCGUUGGCUUUGGGUGAUUGAUCAUGAUGAUGGUGAUGAUUGUAAAGAGCAGAAACGCGUCUGGUGCAGUCGGAUAGAGUUAGUUUAAUAUUUCUCCGGUUUCCUUUCCUGUUGGAAUGUUUAUAAUGUUCCUCCGUUUCGCUACUUUUACCCGUCUCGCACGAGACCAAACUUUGUUGAUGAAAGGCUGAGUGUUUCGGAGUCAAACGAUUUUACUCAUAAAGAGAAAACGAAACGAUGAGCAGAUUUCGUUCAAAGCGUCGUUUCCGUAUGCUGCUACGUGCGCUGGUGGUGUGCAAUCGGAGAAAAGUGUAGUUUCGGACCGCGGUGUGCUUCUUACCCCUAGCGAAAUUGCUGCGACACACUGAUAGGCGACCGACUGCCGGGAAAAGCAUGACCGGGCAAGAGGCAAGACAACGAACGCAACGCAGCGGCCGACACUCGCGGGCAUUUAACCAUGACACGGCAUUAACCAAUAUGUUAGAGAAAAAAAAUAGAGCGACAGUGACAGUGGAGCACGAACAGCGGUAGCAGAGUAGUGAACGGCAGCGUUUUUGAUGCAUUUGCAAUCGCUACGCGAACUCUCGGUGUAGAAGCGAUCAAACUGAAGGAGACUGCCGACUGCCUUCCACCCGGGCUCGGUCCAAUAUCCCCGAACAAGCCUCUAGACGUACCGCCACAAUACUAGCCAUCUAGCCAACAACCACAGCAACUUACAGCAGUACACGAGCAGAGAGCACCGAAUACAUACCGAAGAAAAUCCUCAAUUAACGUUUAAGGGACGCAUUUAGGGUCAUUUCACGAUGGUAGGAGUACUAGUACUAAACCUAAGA
Molecule: messenger RNA, 2371 nt
Organism: Anopheles cruzii
Lineage: Eukaryota; Metazoa; Arthropoda; Insecta; Diptera; Culicidae
Exons: 5
Coding region: 1-1503 (500 amino acids)
Source: RefSeq, a predicted model, not a curated record